This is a messenger RNA of Nothobranchius furzeri (turquoise killifish), 2242 nucleotides long. Its product is annotated as D(5)-like dopamine receptor. Gene Ontology annotation, biological process: adenylate cyclase-activating adrenergic receptor signaling pathway. The record is from RefSeq and is a predicted model, not a curated record. Gene Ontology annotation, cellular component: plasma membrane. Lineage: Eukaryota; Metazoa; Chordata; Actinopteri; Cyprinodontiformes; Nothobranchiidae. Gene Ontology annotation, molecular function: G protein-coupled receptor activity.
CAGUGUGUGAAAACAUUGUGAAGACUUAAAUAUUUAACCUCUAUCAUUGACAGCAAAGAGUAUAACAAAGUAUUGAGGUGGGCUUUUGUUCUUGACCAAAUACUUCUUUUCCACCAUAAUUUGCAAAUACAUCAUUUUAAAACCAGACAACAUGAUUUUUCUUCUUUUUUUCCUCAUUUUGUCUCUCAUAGUUGAGGUAUAUGAUGAAAAUCACAGGCCUCACAUCUUUUUAAGUGGGAGAACUUCAAAAAUAUACUGACUAAAUAUGUUUUUGCCCUGUAUGUAAAUGCUAUAGAAUACACACUGGAACUUAAAAUAAUUUCGCAACAAUACUGACUGACAAAGAAUUGCAUAAGCACAUACAUUCAAAGGUUUUUGUACAAGUAAAACUAUUAGAAGUGUUCGAGGAAAAACAAAAGUAGGCUUAAAAUGAGAAUUCAUCCUUCAAAUAAACGUUUUUUCUUUUGUUUGUUUAUUUGAUUUUCAGAACAAAAUGUAAAAUAUGCAGUUUACUUUUUUAAAUGUGCACAACCGUCAAUUUGUUUGCUUUAUAAGCUUUUCGUGUUUAUUUGUACUUGUUGCACUUUUGUGGACAUUCUUUAAUCCAACGAGGCCCAAAUCAGAAGGGGUUUUCUUGUUAAUCAGAAGGUUCUCAUGAGUUGGAGUUGACUUCAGGUAGUGUUGCUGCACAGAGACUCCAGCGUCAGUCUCCCUUGGGAUUCAGAUCUGUGCGCGUCUUUCUGCUGGUGUAAUAAAUGAUUUAUAUUAAUUUUGUCUGGAAAGAGGAUGAAAGUAUGUUAUGAGACUGCUACGCCUUCCAGGGGCUGACUGAUGGAGAGCUUUACCAACGAAGACCACUUAGACCCGGACCGGCAGAAGGCGGUGACAGCCACAGAGGACAGCGCCGGGUCGGAUGGAGAUCUCAGCCUCCGCGCGCUGACCGGCUGCGUCCUGUGUGUCCUGAUCGUCUCCACCCUGUUGGGUAACACGCUGGUUUGCGUCGCCGUCAUUAAAUUCCGCCACCUGCGCACCAAAGUCACCAACUCGUUUGUUGUGUCCCUGGCGGUGUCGGACCUGUUCGUGGCGGUGCUGGUGAUGCCGUGGAGGGCGGUUUCUGAGGUGGCCGGCAUCUGGCUCUUCGGCCGUUUCUGCGACACUUGGGUCGCCUUUGACAUCAUGUGCUCCACCGCGUCCAUCCUCAACCUGUGCAUCAUCAGCAUGGACCGCUACUGGGCCAUCUCCAGUCCGUUUAGGUACGAGCAAAAGAUGACGCGCAGGUUCGCCUUCCUGAUGAUAGGGGUCGCCUGGACGCUGUCCAUCCUCAUCUCCUUCAUCCCGGUGCAGCUCAACUGGCACCGCGCAGGCAACGCCACGGACAGCCCGGACGGCUGCAACGCCAGUCUGAACCGGACUUACGCCAUCUCAUCCUCCCUCAUAAGCUUCUACAUACCCGUGGUGAUCAUGGUGGGCACAUACACUCGCAUUUUCCGCAUCGCGCAGACCCAAAUUAGACGGAUCUCGUCUUUGGAGAGGGCUGCGGGGCCCCGUGCGCAAAACCAUCGCCACCGCGUCUCGACGCACGACGAAAGCUCGUUGAAAACGUCAUUUAAAAGAGAAACUAAAGUUUUAAAGACUCUGUCCAUCAUCAUGGGAGUCUUUGUGUUCUGCUGGCUGCCUUUCUUUGUUCUGAACUGUGUAGUUCCGUUCUGUGACCCGGACAGGCUUGGAGAACCGCCGUGUGUCAGCGAGAGCACGUUCAGCAUCUUCGUGUGGUUUGGCUGGGCCAACUCGUCCCUGAACCCCGUGAUUUAUGCCUUCAACGCAGACUUUAGAAAGGCCUUCUCCACUAUCCUGGGCUGCAACAAGUACUGCUCCACCUCCACUGUGGAGACGGUGGACUUCAGCAACGAGCUGGUGUCUUAUCAUCACGACACCACCAUGCAGAAGGAGGCCAUGGUCGGUCCUGGCGCGCAGAGACUCAUCCCACCGCCCACCGGGGGAGACCUGGAGCAGAACUUUGAUGAGGUUUCACCCAUUUCUUUCUAUUCUCGAAACCACCGGAACCUGCUGCUGCCCGCCAUCCUACAGUUGGAGUGUGAGCCAGAAAUUUCUUUAGACAUGAUGCCCUUCAACUCCUCUGAGCCCACCGACGGAUACGUUAUCCCGGGGCAGAUCUUGGACCUGUAGGGGGCUGGAUGCUCACAUGUGAGCCCCCAGCUGGGUCUCUCCGAGCUGAUGGACA